AUGGAGUGUGGCCCAGCUCUGCCAGACAGCCUGGUGUUGGAGAUCUUCCUGCGUCUGCCCCACGAUGCCGUGCUGAGAGCUGGUCUGACCUGUCGACAGUGGCUGGCCGUCUCCAGAGAUGAGUUCCUGUGGAGGGAGUUGUUCUACAGCUACUACCGCAUCCCCCGCUCUGUACCCCGGCACCCUUCGGCGCUGUCAUGGAACAGGGAGUUCAGGCGUCUGUUUGACUGUAUCCCCUGUGUGGAGGUUCAGACGCUGAGAGAGCACAGCGACCAAGUCCUCCACUUGGCUUUCUCUCACAGGGGUCACCGCUUCUCCUCCUGCUCCAAAGACUGCACUGUUAAGCUGUGGGACACAGAGCGGCCAGAUGGUAAUAUCUCCCUGGUUCACAGCUGCAGCAUGCGGCAGUUCAACUGGGGCUACACUCAGUUCUCCCAGUUCAACGCUGACGACAGCCUGCUGCUCGUGUCCGGCGUCUACCUGGGCCCACACCACUCCUCUUCUGGGGAAAUUGCCGUCAUCAGUCUGGAAAAUUACACCCUGUUAUCGCGGGUGAGGAACAAGCCGUACGACGUGUUUGGCUGCUGGCUGAACGAGACCCAUCUGAUCUCUGGGAACCUGCACUGGAUCGGCAACCUGACCUCCUGCUCCGUGCUCUGGCUCAACAAAGCCUUCCAGGAUGUUGAAUCGGAGAAUGUCAACGUGGUGAAACGCCUUUUCAAGAUCCAGAACAUCAACGCGAGCACCAUCCGCACGGUGAUGGUGGCCCACUGCCGUCGUCACGACAACCCGGACUUGGUGCUGGAUUACGAGGCCCAGUCCCAGGCUCAGAGGCAGAAAGGGCCACAGCGGCAGCACCAGCCCCUCCUCUUUGACCUGGGAACCUCCGGCAGUGAGGACGAAGACGAAGAGGAGCAGGAGGAGGGCUGUCGGAGGGAAGCGAGGUGUCAAGGCCUCCCCACUGCCCGCCACCCGCAGCCCGCCAUCUCAAACCUGGAGCACGUCAUACAGAGUCGUAAAAACGUAGGGGCCAGGGAGCUGGAGAUUGAGAGCCGGGUGGCUCAGAUGAUGGGCAGAGCCCACACGAAAGCAUCUGACUGCAGCCUCACCGAGCCCUCUGAGCCCGGGGACGGAGAAGACAAAACCUACCUACUCUUCACCACCGGCAGCCUAACAUACUCACCUCACCAGAUAGGUAUUAAGCUGAUCAAGCCCGACCAGAUGACAACUUCUGGUCCCGUCCUCGGUGAAGAGCGGAGUUCGGAUGAGUUUUUUGAUUCCCUGGACCACGUUAUUGAUAUCCAUGGACACAUUAUUGGAAUGGGCCUUUCUCCAGACCACAGGUACUUGUACGUGAACAGCCGGGCUUGGCCUGCGGGAUGCGUGAUCUCUGACCCCAUGUCUCCGCCUCCCAUCGCCGAGGAGAUAGACCUGCACGUCAUCGACCUGAAGAGCUUGAGGGAGGAGAGGAGGAGUCUGCGCGCUCACCGAGCCUUCACUCCGAACGACGAGUGCUUCUUCAUCUUCCUCGACGUCAGCAGAGACUUUGUUGCCAGCGGAGCUGAAGACAAACACGGCUACAUCUGGGACCGUCACUACAACAUCUGCCUGGCGCGUCUGGCGCACGAUGACGUGGUGAACUCGGUGGCGUUCAGUCCCGCCGACCAGGAGCUGCUGCUGUCCGCCAGCGAUGACUCUACCAUUAAGGUGUGGCGCUCGCCGCGCAUGGUCCGCCUGGCGCAGGCCCCCGCUCGGCCACCACGGCCCCGCAGCCUCCUCACGUCCUGGCUGACUCGCAGCAAGAACUCCACGUCCGCCAGCAGCGUCAAUGGAAAACCAUGAGUCAGGUCUGAAAACGCUUUAAAAGGAGUGGGAGGGAGCAAGGGGAGGAAAGUUUGAUCUGUUUCCUCUGUGGUGUGAAUAUAUAUAUGCACUCCAUGUACAUGUACAGUGUGGUUGCAGUCGGUGGUUUUGCUUGGCUUCACGGUGUCGUGACCUACAGCUCAGCGUCUUCAGCUGACAGGGGACGAGACUUGACUGUGUUGGACACAAGGGGGCGCCAUUGAGUCAACAAAGGAGCGUGUUACAAUUGAAAUGUUGUUACAGAUAUAGUGUGGAGCCCUACAUGCACAAGACAGACAUUCAGAACCUGCUCCUGAGAGAUGGUACCGGUCUGUUCUUUUUUUUUUUUUUUUUAUCUGGUGGUGUAAAUGUACUGCAGAGGUGGCACCUUGACAUUGUGGCUGUCAUGUCCUGCUCAUCAGAGACAAAGUGCUGUACCUGAAAAUAACCCCCCCCCCCAUUAUUAUGGAAAUAUCCCGUUUUCCCCCCAGUUUUCUAAGAAUUAUAAGACCGUUCAAACCCAAAAGGGAAAAGACAUUUAGCUGCAUUAACUGCAGUUGGCCUCGGUUUUUAACGGGACGUCCCAUCCUAUUGUUUUAUCGCCCCCAGAAGUGAUCGAUCACUAUUCUAUUAAACAUAGAAUUAUUAUUGAGUAAUUUAAUCUAGAAAAUUUAUUGAGGAACAGUCGACGUGGGGCAGGACUGUGAACAAAAUUUGUGUAGCAAAUUGUUUUCGGGGCAUAUAUUAUGUAGAAAUGUAUUAAAACACCUUUGUUCCUUAGUAGCACAAAGCAACAUCCUUUAAUUUUGCCUUCUGGACUUUUUGUUCAUGCAAAAAUGCAUUUUCCUUCUACACAACUACAUGUCACAAACAAAUUAUUUUUGUUUUCAAGAACAACUUUUUCAAUUUUUUUUUGGCCAAAAACCUCAUAGAUGAGUGUAUAGAGCUAUAUUUGGUAAUUUUAGUUGCACUGUUGUCCAAUUGGUCCUGUUAUUGAGGUCAUCAGUUUAAAAAACAAUAUUUCAAUUAACCAUCACCACCCUCACCAUCUGUCCAGAGAUGUAUUAUAUCCUAUUAGAUAGUGUGCACAUUAUAAAACAAGCAAUGUUACAGUACGUAUUUAUAUAUGUAACAUCUCCAUCAGGAUUCGCAGCGGUUGGAGAUAAUCAUUAUAUGAACGUGGCACAUAUUUCAUUUUUCAAUUCACUAACAUUUAAAACAUAAUACUGAUGCGAUAUUCAGUAAACACAUUUCUGAAAUUGGCAGGUUUUAAAAAAAAAAAAUAUUUGUAAUUCUGUUAAAAGAUGAUUGCACAUGAACAACAACAAUAAACAAUUUAUAAAAUAUCAGUAGAUAGAAUUUUUUGGACAUUUCAAGUCAAACAACCCAAAUCGAUGAUGUAGCACCAUAUUGAUGUGUUGACUAACCGCCCUCAAUUCCUUUAAAAUAUUAAUUCAGAAAUACAUAAAUGACAGUGUCAUAGAAAAAAACUGAGUAAAACCAACUGCCACUUCAAUCUAAAAGUCUUGAAAUGUUUGUGUGUUAUUCCCUGACUUUCCGUCAGGAUCCUCUUCAAGGUCCUUUUACUUUUGCUGAUCUAAGACUUGUCAAAUUAAAGCAAACGAAAACUAAAACAUUGACAAGUGAACUAUGACACUUCAGUUGCAGUUAAACCCGCAGAAGGUUCAGGUACUUUACUUUGUAGAUAGUUAUGUUUCGAUGGAGAUUCCCUUCUGUAGGCGGGUUUCCUGUAACUGAUUACAAACCCAGUUUUAAUGAGAUCAAAUUACACAUCCACAAGAAAUCUGUGUGGAUUCAACACUCCUUUCAGAUGACUCUCGCCACCGAUUGUGCAGCAUUUGUUUUGAAAUGUGUGCAAUAAGCCAUGAACUCUGUGUCCCCUUCAACCACUUUGCUGUAGCCCAUUUCUUUUUGGAUCAUGUUUACUGCCCUCUCCCCUUAAAUAAAGAGUCUCAACACA
Molecule: messenger RNA, 3823 nt
Organism: Scophthalmus maximus (turbot)
Lineage: Eukaryota; Metazoa; Chordata; Actinopteri; Pleuronectiformes; Scophthalmidae
Gene: fbxw5
Product: F-box and WD repeat domain containing 5
Exons: 9
Coding region: 1-1842 (613 amino acids)
Biological process (GO): protein ubiquitination
Cellular component (GO): SCF ubiquitin ligase complex; Cul4-RING E3 ubiquitin ligase complex
Molecular function (GO): protein binding
Source: RefSeq, a predicted model, not a curated record